AUGAGGGUGGUCGAUCCAAAUGAGGGUUUACUUGUAAAAGCCUUUGUGAAGGGGCUCCGUGCCAAUUCUUUCGGUGAAUCCUUAUAUCGGAUUCCUCCAAAGACCUUAAUGGAGAUAAGACAAAGAGCAGCAGUGGAAAUAGAGACUGAAGAGGCCAUGCGACACAAAAAAGCAGGAGAUAAGAGGGCGUUGACAAACACCAGGAGUGAACGGGAUGUCAAAACUUUCCGAAGAGAAAGAACUCCACCUCGCCCUAGGACCGAUCGCAGAACACUCGGGAGCAGACCGAACGCUUGGUGUAAAUUUCAUCAGGCAGGAGGUCACGAUACCAAUUCAUGCUAUGCUCUAAAUAACCAACUCUCUGUGUUAGCAGAUAAGGGGAUCAUGGGAAAAUAUAUAAAAGCAUAUGUAGAUGUACAACCAUCCAGAACUCAUUCCGCUACCGAUUUGCAUGAAACACCCGUACUAGGAGAUUUCAAUACAAUAGUAGGGGGCUUUGCGGGAGGUGGUCAGACCAGCUCGGCUAGGAAAAGAUACGUCAGGAGUGUCAUGACCACCGCCAAAAUUGAAAGGCCGAAGAAAGUUCCGGACAUUGUGUUCUCGAGCGAAGAUCUGAAAGGAGUAGUCCCGCAUGAAGAUGAUCCUAUAGUACUAUCUGUUAUCAUGAUGGGAAGGAAUGUUCAUAGAGUACUGAUUGAUCAAGGUAGUUCGGCAGAUGUGAUGUUCUGGAACACCUUUGUAGGGCUGCAAAUACCGAUAUAUCAAUUACGACCUUUUGAUGGAGUACUUGUUGGUUUCUCGGGAGAUCAGGUGGAAGUCAAAGGGUAUGUUGAUCUUAGAACAACGUUUAGAGAAAAAGAGGAUGCAAAAACUAUAUUUAUACACUAUAUAGUUGUGAAUGCGCCUUCAUCAUAUAACUUGCUAUUGGGAAGGCCCUCUAUUAAUAAAUUGGGGGCCGUGAUAUCGACAGUUCACCUGAAGAUGAAGUUCCCUACCAAUGAUGGGAAAGUAGUCACUUUGGCAGUGAAUCAAGAAGUGGCUCGCAAAUGUUACGAAGACAGUCUCAGGACAAGAAGGAAGGUAGCAUAUUCAAUUAGCACAACGGAAGUAGUAGUAGAUCCCGAGUUAGAUCCAAGAUUAGUACAUUCCGAAAGAAGACCUCAGCCUGUGGGAGAGAUAAAAGAAAUAUUUAUAGAAGGCAAGAAAUUAAGGAUUGGAGGGGAUUUGGAUCUGGAACAAGAGCAACAAAUUGUACAAGUAUUGAAGAAUAAUCUUUCUUCAUUCGCUUGGAGUGUAGCAGAUAUGACGGGAAUAGAUCCUGAUUUUUUAUGUCAUAAACUCAACAUCAAUCCUUCGGCUAAACCUAAAGCUUAG
Vigna unguiculata (cowpea) is the source of this 1374-nucleotide messenger RNA. The record is from RefSeq and is a predicted model, not a curated record. NCBI's taxonomy places the organism in Eukaryota, Viridiplantae, Streptophyta, Magnoliopsida, Fabales, Fabaceae.